AUGACUCGCCAUCGAAAAUAUGUCGCACCCAAUGCCUCCCAAGAGGAGCGAGAACCGCCUAGGCGCUUUCACCCGCAAUGGCCACCUCCGGAUAGCCGGUACCUCAAAAUACUACCCCAGGAAGAAGAAGAAGACACUCACAGACCAAACUUGAGCGAAUAUAACCGUCGCCUCAUCCCCGAAGUCGAGUCUGAUGAGUCCGAAAAGUCUUACCAUGAAGAUGCCCAGGAGCCACUCUAUACCACUAGAAAUAACCAGGCCAGUUCAUCACGGAGAACGCGAGGAGCAACGAAUAAGCGUGCCGAGAGCGAUCGCUUUGUUAGUGAUCGGGACUACUCUCAGCCCAUUCCGCUCCGGGGACACUACGAUCGCAGCAACCCAAAACAGCCUGAUGGCCUAGAACGAGAUUGGCCAAGUCGAAGAGAAGUCGAGAAUUAUAGCAAUGACAGCGAUCAUGGCUCCAGUGUAAGCUCAAUGGAAACGGGACCCUGGCGUGGGGGCUACGCAGCGGCGCAGGGGCAAACGCGACAGCCCACUGAUUUCGCUUUCGACCACGACAUACCCUCUCGGUCUUGGCUGAAUACACCGUCGUACCAAGAUUUUCGAGACGACGAGGCGCACGAAUUCUGGAAAUGGGAUCCAGCAAGGGAGGCGUGGGUGCACGUGGACAAAGAUACAGGAAAGACAAUAGUAUGUCCGAGGGAGCUCGACUGA
Molecule: messenger RNA, 714 nt
Organism: Parascedosporium putredinis
Lineage: Eukaryota; Fungi; Ascomycota; Sordariomycetes; Microascales; Microascaceae
Source: the annotation of a GenBank genome assembly